GUAUUCGCUUUGAUGUACUCUUUACUGCUUCCUCUAUGUUGUGACUGCAAGUAGGUUGUGCGUGAUUCCUGGCGUUCAUUAGCCACCCCCGACCAUAUGGUCGCAAGUAUUCUAUGUAGCCUGCUCACGAGAGGGUACUGCUGUGUUUGUUUCUAGGGUGUCUCAGAACCUCCUCUGGCACUGGUAUCAGCGUGUCGCUCAGCAUAUUAGAGGCCAGUGAGAAUCCUAAAAGGUGAAUGAGGGUGAAAGAAAGGAACCUCCGUCGUCCGAAUUCACAUGUCCGUGAGUUCGAGGCUGUCUUUGCUAAGCAGCGUGCUCCAACGUUUACGUUUAACCAUCAUCCGAAUAAUACGAUGCGCAUAACCAGAGACAACUUGCUUCACGCUGCCAAAUCCUUAUGCACUGAUUUCGCAUCCAAGAAAGAUCCAGACGCUCUUAUGACACAUUUCUCUACGACACACCAAUGCGUAGCAUAUGAACAUGGUUUACCUAUUCUUGCUCCAUUUCUGGGACGUUACUUCGUCGGACGUGAUGGAGUACGAGAUUACUUCAAAACUAUAGCCUCGACUUUGAGUUUUGAUAGAAUGGAGUUUUCAGAGUAUAUCGUCGAUGCAGAAGUCCAGAAAGUUUCGGUGAAGGGCCGAGCAAGAUUCACCUGGUUGAGCUCAGAGCAGAGCUGGGACGAGAUAUUUACAUAUGUGCUGGACUUUGACGACGAUUGCAAGGUCACAGAUUAUCAUGUUUGGGCAGAUACAGGUGCUGCAUACCUUGCUAGCAAAGGUCAGCUGAGCACGGGCUAGGAUUGCAAGUAACUUGAAUUUCACAUGUCACAUCUGACGUAUGCGCCCACGGGAUCUAACUAAGCGCCGUACGUGCAUGUGCGACUGACCGUGUACAUCCGAUUGGUAAAACCUGGCUACACCUUUUCCGCCUUGUCUCACCUACCACUUCGUCAGAAUCGAGAU
Molecule: messenger RNA, 965 nt
Organism: Suillus plorans
Lineage: Eukaryota; Fungi; Basidiomycota; Agaricomycetes; Boletales; Suillaceae
Exons: 2
Coding region: 237-800 (187 amino acids)
Source: RefSeq, a predicted model, not a curated record